This is a messenger RNA of Symbiodinium pilosum, 2157 nucleotides long. Lineage: Eukaryota; Dinophyceae; Suessiales; Symbiodiniaceae. The record is from the annotation of a GenBank genome assembly.
AUGGCUCGGCAAGAUUCGGCUCCCGACGAGCAGUCCUCCCAGACGGCCAUUGUGGCGGUGACACUCUUCGGGCCGGGUGUUGUCGUGUUGCCUCUGCUUGGACGAGUGUCCGGGGUAGAGGAGGAGGGAUGCUUAGCGUACUCUGGCCACCCAAAGCGGAUGGCAAAAGGAGGCGUGCUGGACCGUGUUGACAUGGAAAUGAAGUUUGGUCCAUGGGACCCCAAGCGCCUCAUGGAGGAGCUCAUGAACCGUAAGAAGGGUCUGGAGAAGCGCAUGCAGCGAAUGAGUGAUGAGGACUUGCAGGAAGAAGUGCAUGCCUUGCAAGACUGGCGCGAGAAGGCCACUGGACGGCUGAAGACACUGGAGCGGCGAGCUGCGUGGUCCUUCCUCGGCGUGGCCGGAGAAGGGACAGCCAGCCAGGAAGACAUCAAGAAGGCCUUCAAGAAACGUGCCUUGGAGCUGCACCCAGACAAGGGCGGCGACGCCGAACGCUUUCGACUGCUGCAGGAGAUGCGUGACUUGCUGGUGGAACCCAAGCAUUACGAGCUGGAGGGCAAGGACAAAUCAGAGGCCGGGCCCGGGAAGAGAUCCUCGAAGAGCAAAGGGAAGGAGGAAGACGAAAAGGAGGAGGAAGAGGAGGAGGACUCGGAACUGUCUGAAGACAGUUGGGACGCAGAUGAGGAGCUUCGCAAAAUGUUUCCCAAGCGCAAGAAGCGCUCACGGCGAUCGGCCGAGGACGUCGAGCCUGAGAGUUUGCACAAUCAGGACUUCCAUCGUGGCAAGUUUGAAGCUGCAAGACGCAAGCUCCAUCGUCAGUUGGGAGACAUGUGGGCUCGUGCCAGCAAGUUAUGCGAGGAGAUUGUCAGGAGUCAGACUACAAGCUCGGGCGCAGAAGCUUUGCGUCAGCUCAGAAAUUUCGUGGAGCUGUUCUCAAGGAGAGAGGUCAGCAAGCUCCAGGAAAACGAUCCGACAAAAGCACAGCGGAUCCUCCGGCGUUUUCUCGAACAGGGCUCAGAGGUCCUUUGUGCAGCAGGAGCCGUGGAUCCUGCAGCAGCUGUCUCGAUCGUGGCAAUGCAGGUCAACUGCCCACUUCUGCAAGUGGCACCAUCGGAAGAGUUGCACAGCCACUGUGCAUCACUCUUGCAGGCCAUCAGCGAUCUCCCGCAUAUGCUUGGGCAACGCUUACACUUUGUCCAGUCUGCGCUGCUUGACGACAAGGAACCAUUCUUCAUACGCCUGCUUGUGCCAGAUGAUGAUGACCUGGGGCAUGAGGCUGCAGGUGUGUCAGAAGUGGAUUUACAGCUCCCUCCGGGCUCGACAUUGGGUGAUCUAAGAGCUGCUGCUCUGCAGAUGUGUGGUGAUCGUGGCUUCGGCACGGCUUUGCCCCGUUUGUUUUGUCGUGGCAUCUUCUUGGCUGGCUCAAAUGCCACUUCCUUGGCUUCUAUGGACCUGGAUACAGCUGUGCCUCUCCAGUGUUUGCCCAGCAAUGCGGCUCUGCGAAGAGGGAGGGGCAGUGUAACAAGGAUCAGCAAAGCCGAUGGCAGGACAGCAGAGCAUGCUGGGAAGCCUUUCUCAAAGCAGGGCAUGGACCCUUCUGGCAAAGCAGAACCGCAAGCCCUGCAAGCUCCUGUCAAGGGAACAGAAGAAACCAAAGAGAACGAGGAUUCGUGGUUUGAUGACUUCUGGACGGCAAAGGCUCCUACCGCUGGCGCCGAGGACUUGAAGGAUAACAACUCACGUCCUGCAGAGGACUCUGGACGCCGCACGGCGCAAGAACGGGGAAAGCAAGCCAUGGCAGACCGCCUAAAAGCCCAAAAGCAGGCCGCCGACAACAAGCAGAAGCUUCAGAGAGCGGAGACUGAGCGCAAGAAGUCUGCCAAGGUGGGCGAUGCUUUGCCAAAGCGCCGUGAAGAACAGCGUGGGACAGAGCGCAGCCAGGCUCUCAUGCGCGCACGGGAUGAGGAAUUUGAGCUGCAGAAGCUCAAUACUGGCUGGGAUGAGAACUGGCAGCAUCCUUGUGCUGGAGCCAGGAGGAGUGAUGGCAGGGCAAUUUUCUGCGGACCGUGUGACAACUGGAUAACUCUUGGCAGCCCCUACGAUCACCGUGAUUUUGAGAUCCAUUGCGACAAGGUGGGCCAUUACGGAUGGAUAGACUGA